UAAUCAACGCAGCCCUUCUUCAUUGCAAACCCCAGAUUACAACAAUGGCAACAUCAAAAGUGACUUUGAAGCUUCUCAUUGACACGCAAAGUCACAAGGUCCUCUUCGCCGAAGCUGGCAAAGAAUUCGUCGAUUUCCUCUUCACCCUCCUCUUUUUACCUGUUGGUACUGUAAUCAAGCUUCUCACAAAGCAAUCGAUGGUGGGUAGCAUUGGUAACCUCUAUGAUAGCAUCGAAAACUUGAGCGAAAUCUAUAUGCAACCCAACCAAGACAAGAACUCUCUCUUAAACCCUCAAACCUUCGCUGCCAAAGCUUCAAUUUUGCUGCUCGAUGUUGUCCCAGUGGCUCAGAACAAGAAGUUCUACAGGUGCUCGAACUACAGCUGCACUCACUUUUCCAUCACCGAUGUCCCGCGUAUCGCGUGUCCUUCUUGCCACUAUUCUAUGUCCAGUGAGGUGUCGUUCGUUGGGCGGGCUGUGGCGAAGGACAAGAAAGAGGCAGCCAGCGAUCAGGGAGGAUAUGUUAAAGGGGUGGUCACGUAUAUGGUGGCCGAUGACCUGGUGGUGCAGCCUAUGUCUACUAUCUCUUGCAUUACUUUGCUUAACAAGUUUAAUGUUAAGGAAGUGGGUGCUCUUGAGGAGAGGGUUGUUGAUUUGGGAAUGACUGAGGGUUCGAAGCUGCUGAAGGCAUCUUUGCAGUCCAAGUCAGUGCUGACCAGUGUCUUCCUUGGGGAUACAGUGACCUAAGUAUAUGCUACUCUCCCUCUAAAGUUUAUAUUGUCAAUAGUUGAUUUUGAAUGAGAUUUCUAGCUAUGUUGUUUUGAGGAUUUAUGAAACCUAUAUUGAAGAGGUUAUUUGGCUGAAAGCAUGAAUAUGUUCUGCUUUUAUUUUGUAAGGCUCUGGUUUGACUCUUGGUUAACGAGUGGUUACAAGUCUCGGUGUUUAUUUUGCAAGUGUGGCU
This is a messenger RNA of Ilex paraguariensis (yerba mate), 960 nucleotides long. NCBI's taxonomy places the organism in Eukaryota, Viridiplantae, Streptophyta, Magnoliopsida, Aquifoliales, Aquifoliaceae. The record is from the annotation of a GenBank genome assembly.